This is a messenger RNA of Eurytemora carolleeae, 2999 nucleotides long. RefSeq names its product palmitoyltransferase ZDHHC3 (gene Dnz1). The record is from RefSeq and is a predicted model, not a curated record. Gene Ontology annotation, molecular function: protein-cysteine S-palmitoyltransferase activity. The transcript is spliced from 10 exons. Bases 239 to 1048 code for a protein of 269 amino acids. Gene Ontology annotation, biological process: protein targeting to membrane; peptidyl-L-cysteine S-palmitoylation. NCBI's taxonomy places the organism in Eukaryota, Metazoa, Arthropoda, Copepoda, Calanoida, Temoridae. Gene Ontology annotation, cellular component: endoplasmic reticulum; Golgi apparatus.
GACUAACAGCUGAUUUCCUGACAGUGCAGACUGCACAGCCUCUUAAAAUCCUCGUACUUGUUUACAGUUACACAGUACAUUUUUGAAGGCUAAUCCAGUGGGAAGUCAAUUUUGUGAAAUUUUUAAAGUUUGAAUACUUUCAAAAUGUCAUAUUAUCGACUGUGCAGUUUACUGAGAAUGCAGUAGCUGAGUGAUAAAGAAAAAAAUAACAUUUAACACUUGUGAUCGAUUUGGAAAAAUGGCUAUUUUCCGGAAAGAUCCUUGCGGAUUUUUCUGCAUCCUCAUGACAUAUGGUGCAGUACUGUACGCAGAUUAUGUUGUUGUACGCUGGAUUAUCCUACAGACUAUGCAAGGAUCUUUGUGGGGAAGUGUUCAUGUAUUCUUGUUCAACACAAUUAUACUUCUUCUCUUCCUUUCUCAUGCAAGAGCUGUUUUUUCAGACCCAGGUAUUGUUCCUCUUCCAACACACAGAAUAGAAUUCUCAGAUAGUCAUUCAGAUGGGGGCAGUAUAGCACCCAGAGAGGACUGGACUAUAUGUACAAGAUGUGAGAUGUACAGACCUCCUCGAGCUCAUCACUGUAGAAUCUGUAAACAUUGCAUAAGAAAGAUGGAUCACCACUGCCCUUGGAUUAACAACUGUGUUGGAGAACGAAACCAGAAAUAUUUUAUUCAAUUCCUUCUGUAUGUUGGAUUAUUAUCAAUGUAUGCUGUAUGCCUAGUUGCCUGGUCCUGGUAUACUGAUUGCCAGGGUUGUGCUAAGGAGCUGAUGAUUAGACAAACUAGAAUUCUUCACUCCGUCCUCCUCGUAAUGGAGUCCUUUCUCUUCGGCAUGUUCGUCAUCGCCAUCGGUUGCGAUCAGUUCGAAGCAAUCCUUUCAGAUGAGACGAUGGUUGAACAAGUGAAGAAACAGGGCUCCUUCAGACCAAGGAAACCUAAACUAGCUUUACUAGCUGAAGUGUUUGGCCGAGGACACCCUGUAAUGUGGGUUUUCCCUUGUGAAACAGGACAAAGAUACACUGUGGAACCUAUUCUCAACUAUGACGUGUAAUCUCGUGAUGCAAUAAGAAAAAACAUGUAUUUAUCAAUACUGGAACAAUAUGUACGUGAUGUAUUAUUGGAACAAUCGUCAUGUGUUGCUAUUUUGGAACAGUAUGUACGUGAUUCAUUACUACGGUUGUCACGUGGCACUGAGUGAUAAUGAAACAAUUAUUUUUAAAGCAAUGAAACAAUUGUAUUAGCGCUGCAAUUAUUAAAAAACUUCUCACGUUAUGAAGCAUUGGGACAAAUGUCACGUGAUGCAAUACUGAAACAAUUUUCAAUUAAAAUGAGAUUGGUCUCGUAGCAGAACAUGUUGUCACAAUAUACUUCAUCAAAACGCUUUUUAACGCAACGAAACGCACUACUAAUUGUUACAUAUUAUUAUUCUAACUUUUGGCAUGCUUACAAUUUCCACGUGAACGUUUAAACCUGAUGCAUUGUUUAAAUGUUUCUGGACAUUUAUCAAGUGUUGCAUUAGAUCUUGAAUUGUGAUUGGCAAAAUAAAUUCCUAUUGUUUUAAACACAUUUUUAUCAAACUUGAGUCCCAAAACUAUGUAAGCUUUCUCUGAAAAUUAAGAUUCUUAAAAAUUUGAAAAUGCACAUUUAACUUGAGAAACAUAAAAAAGUUUACUUUCUAAUGUUUUGUAUCUUUCUAAACAAGUAUUUUAUUUAUUUUGUUCCUACUGAUUAAUUGCAUUUAAUACUGAUACAUCAAUUAGCACUUUACGUAGUCACAGAUUUUUAUCUUUAUUUCACGGGUUCACGGGUUCAAGGGUUCUUUUACACUCCUUACACUCACGCGCGCAUAAUUUAGCUUUUUUUUUUACAAAAGUACAUUAUUGGACUAAAUAUUUUAAGCAUCUUUUUAUGUGAUAUGAUGCGCUAUUGAUUUUAUUUGUUUUAUCAGAGUUGUACAUUUAUGAAUUAGGUACGACUGGUAAAAAUGAAAAAUGUUCACAUUUUUAAUUCUAUAUUUUACUGUUAAUUUGAUAUUUAGAUAAUAUUUUGAACUUCUUGCGUAGAAUUUGUGUUCAACAGAUCUGCAAUGUUAACCCUGAAUUAAAAAUAUCAGCUUUUUUAGAAGUAUAGAAAAUAUCAUUUUAGGAAACUUGGAUAUUUUUAGUACAGUGACAGGCGUAUAUACGUAUCAGUAUAGAAAAUGACUAGUUUCUAUUACAGGUUUGCUUUCUAACAGUCUAGUUCUGAUUUCAGGGUUAACUAGUGGAUACUCUUAAUAAACAGAAGAAUUCUUACUUUAAAUUACUACUAUACGACUAAAGGAAGCCAUAGAUUUUACUGACCACGUGUACGCCUUUGACAUAUAAACUUUACAAGAAGAGACCUAAGGAGAAGCAAUGGACUAUACUGAUAUGUACUUGUACGCCUACAUGAAUACGAAUUAUUUGUUUCCCCCUUCCUGUUCUCCGUGUUUUCUACAGGUUUUCACUCACAAAGUUUGAGACUGUGAUGCAUUAAAUACUACCUGAAAUUCUUCAAAUAUCACGAUCCUAAGCUAAUGUUGAAUCCUCUGUUGUAGAUGUAGUAUUUUAAUGGUUUAUUUCAGGAGAUGGCACUGAAAGAAACAAGUGUAAAUGCGUUAGGAAUCAUGAAUGUAAGAAAACGAGCAAUAUAAAUUCUGUACAGUCGGUUCUUAGUCUCAUCCUUUGUGGGUAACCCUGUAUCUCACAAAUUUAAGUAUUUUGUCCGAAAAAAUAGUAUUAAAACUGCAUGGUAAAGUAUUUUUCUUCAUUUUCAAUCCCUGCUUAAGAAUUUAUCUCCAAAUUGUUUCAAGGAAUUUGUCGAUCGAGAAAAAAAACUUUUUUCAUAGAAUGUCACAGUAAAGUACUACUCUAAAGCCAAGUAUUGAUAUAUGCACUCAGUGCACUUUAAUGAUUAAAUAAUAUUACAAAAUAAUAUAAUGUAUUUUUUAUGUUGAUUUUUAAAUUAAAUCUGAAACUGUC